CGAGCGAGGCUAUGGCGCUGUGCAAAUAAUUAUUUGUUUUGUGUUCAAAAUUUCUCAUAAACUGCCCAGUUUCUACACUUUCCGUGCACACGAUUCUAUUAAAGUAUUGUCAGACUCAAAGAAAAGUUAUAUUUGCAUCUGUAAACGUGAACAACUAAGUGUGACAGUUUUAGAUAUUCGAUUGUUCAGAGAAACAGAGUGACCGUGCAUAAAUAUGAGCUUUGUCGAACAACAGCUGAUGAAGGUCCAUAAUGCAGCAACUUCUUCAGAAUGGAACGUGAGGGAUAUUGUAUUGACGUUGCUCUUUGGUGUGACACUCAUUACUGCUCUGCCCUAUGUGCAUAUAGGUAUAUUCUAUAUGAUAUUCUGGACGCCAGGCAAAGGAAAGGUUGACAGGGCGAAAUGCUCAUGUAGCUGUUUUGAUACAAUAUUCCGAGGAAGCUACGAAUACCCACCAAGUGGCUACAAGCAUAUCUACUUCAAUGCAACCAGCAGUACAUUAAAGAUAUGCCUCCUGUCUGUUGCUUGCGUCCUUGCUGCCUAUGAGACUAUACGCCACCUUUACACCACUGCCAGAUACAGCCAAAUCCGUCCGACGAUGCUUCUCCUUGUUUUAGUCUCAAUUUACCCGCACUAUUACACCUGGUGGUCCUACUUCAGCUAUCUGAACGAGGAGUUCUACGAUCAUUGGUACCACGAUAUCUUCUUCUCAGUCUCAGAGUGGAUCAGUACGAUAGUCGCAUUACAUUUGUGCGACGUCAAAAACGAAUUCACAACCUGGAAACUCCUGAUUAUCAUCAGUAUAAACGUAGUACACGUGUUCGUCGCUGGUUUGGACCAGUUCGCUGUCCAUGUGAUUCUAAAGAAAGGAAUGGGUUUUCAAAAUGCAAGGAAUCUUGGCUUAAUGAUACCCGAUUGGGUGUUCGUCCUUGUCUCGAUAUUUGAACUCAUUCGUAUGAUGAGAGAGAAGAAAUUGAAAAUAACUGAACUGUUCUAUAAAGAAGAGAUUGCAGUGUCUAUUAUUUUUGUCUCGAUCGCCACAAUAUUAAUAAACAAUGUUUAGUUGGAGACGUCUGUACCGCCAUUUUUAGAAUUCUGAUGCGUCUUUUUUUAGCAUUAGAUAUGAGCAGAUCGAUUCGUGAAUGUCAACACUUAAUUGGUCUCGAUGACACUCGAAGGGAUUAAAAGUUCCUUCCGAAUCCUUUAAUUUUGUAUACAUUCCAGCUUCCAGCUUGUGUUUUGGUUUAGGGACUGACAGAAGCUGUCCUCAACAGAACAGAGUCCUGUGAUUACGGAGAGGUCAAAUUAAAUGGAAAUUACCAA
Messenger RNA from Lineus longissimus, 1323 nucleotides. RefSeq lists its product as uncharacterized. Bases 215 to 1063 code for a protein of 282 amino acids. The transcript is spliced from 4 exons. NCBI's taxonomy places the organism in Eukaryota, Metazoa, Nemertea, Pilidiophora, Heteronemertea, Lineidae. The record is from RefSeq and is a predicted model, not a curated record.